AUGCGCAACUCUUCUGCCAGUAUUUAUCAUGGUCCACUGCUCUAUGCAUUCGAUAUCCCUUAUACAGAGACGCACCACCAACCACUGAACUGGACCGACCGCAAGCCUCUGGCAGAUGAGGAGGUGCACCCCCGGUCCCACGACUAUGUCUUGGAACCAACUGAGCCUUGGCAGUACGCAAUCGACCCAGAUAGCAUCGUCGUCAAGACGUCCACAUCGAGUAUUGAAAUUCUGCCCAAUCCUAUCUUUACAGGGGAUGCUCCCCCAGUUUUUCUUACAGUCGAUGCUUGGAAGAUUGCCUGGCCAGCAGAUGGAGAUACAGCGGCGUGGCCUCCCAUCGACCCAUUGGUUGACAAGGAUAAAAAGGAAAAGAUAAAAUUGGUGCCGUUUGGAUCGGCCAAGUUGCAUAUUGCGCAAUUCCCUGUGGCAAAGCCUCAAUAA
Messenger RNA from Fusarium subglutinans, 441 nucleotides. RefSeq names its product six-hairpin glycosidase. Bases 1 to 441 code for a protein of 146 amino acids. NCBI's taxonomy places the organism in Eukaryota, Fungi, Ascomycota, Sordariomycetes, Hypocreales, Nectriaceae. The record is from RefSeq and is a predicted model, not a curated record. The transcript has a single exon.